AUGAAUCCAUUUGAGUCAACAACAUUCGGCAAUUCGCUAUCCUUAAGAGUGGAUGGCGCUAUUGGCGCCAUGUCUCUUUCGCCGAACGGCCGAGACGCAGUUUUGGCUGGAAGAAAGGGACUAUUUGUUAUAGACCUUGAUGAUCCAUUCUUAGCACCUCGAUGGCUACAUCAUAUAACAUCGUGGGAGGUCGCUGAUGUCCAAUGGUCACCACAUCAAACUGUCAAACCAUCUUGGUGUGUAUCGACCUCAAAUCAAAAGGCAUUGUUGUGGGACUUAUCGAGACCUUCAAAUAAUGCUAUACAAAAUGUUCUUCAUAGACACGUGCGGGCUAUCACCGACAUCAAUUUCCAUCCAAAAGACCCUGAGCUACUAGCUACAUGCUCAAUUGAUACUUUCGUUUAUUGUUGGGAUAUGAGGACACCGCGACGGCCGGUUGCCAAAUGGGCGGAAUGGAGAGCCGGAGCUACGCAAGUGAAAUGGAACAAGAAUGAUCCUUAUCAAAUAGCAUCCAGUCAUCACCACAGUUUCUACAUUUGGGAUUCAAGAAAGGGGGCAUUGCCCUUGUUGACAAUCGAGAACGCCCACCAUGGUAAAAUCAACGGAUUGGAUUUUAGUUCGAGCGAAAAUCGCUUGAUAACAUGCUCCAAUGAUAAGUCCGUGAAAAUCUGGAACCUAGAUCGUGAUUGGAGCCAAGAGUUAAAACCAGCUGUUGUUGUAGAGGCCGAGUUUCCGAUCGCGAGGGCCCGCUCGCUUCCAUUCGGUGAUGACGAUUGUUGCGGUAUCAUGCCUGUUCGUGGUGGCAACAAUGCAAUUCAUUUUUUGAACUAUAGCAAAGCGCAGGUAGAGUCAAAAGAUGCAAAUCAAGUUGUGUACAUGAAACUCGAAACGGAGGUCCUGUUUAAGGGCCAUCAUGGUCCCGUGAAGGACUUUUUGUGGAGGGUGCAGCAUGAGCAAUAUACUGAGCAUCAAAAGAAGGACAGCUGGAAGGACUUUCAAUUAGUGACCUGGUCACCUACAGAUUAUGAUUUGAAACUAUGGCCCAUUGAUAAAAAACUAUAUGAAUUGGCAAACUACAAUCCUCAACACAAACGUGAUAUGGCAGUUUUCGAAAGCUCUGAUGUAAUUCUGUCUGCCAAUGAAGGGGAAAACACCAGUUCAAGCGAGACGAAGCAAAUCCCCACAAACCCAAUGUCAUACAACUCGUACAUUACCGAGCCUGAAACUUCACUCAAAGACCUUAUGAAAGUCACUAAUGAAGAUUUACUUUCGCGACUCGCGCUAUUUGAAAUUAAGAAAAUGGAAGAGCAGGAGAAUUCAUCAGCCGUCAUGAAUCACUUGAACUGGAUUUCAGGUGUCCGUAUGGGUACAAAGACUUCAUCUAGUGAUGAUGUGACACCAAACUCAACGGAGGGUCCAAGAAGCGAUGGUCCAACAAAUUUGGGCGAGGAAAUCAGUAUUGUGGGGCAUAAAUUUCCUAAGAUCAGGUUUGAAAAGAUUUCUGUUUCGACGGGCAACAUCAUUCUCUCUUUGAGAGGUCCGGUUCCUACUAAUUCGGACGAGGAUCGAGCUUCGUUUCAGGAAACUAACAAAGCGACAGAGACUUCAACAGCAGCAGAUCUAUCAUCGACGCAAAAGCUGGCUAAUGCGGCACUGGGUGAUAAAUCAAGCGGGCGGCCUAUUGCAGAUAAUUCAAACAACAUCUCGCUCACAACUGAGAAAGGACUUAACCAGGAAACUUCAGCUCAAAAGGGUGCUUCUAAAGUUCAGGACGUUGAUGAUCAUACAAACACGCAAAAUGACUUAUCAAAUUCCAAGAUACAGGAUUUAAGUACGGAGAACAAGUUGAUUUUCAUAAGACUUGAGAUUAGAUUUCCCAAACAGUACCCGCAUGUUGCACCAUCUGAGCAAAUAUCAAGGCUGAAACGGCAUCCAAGGCAGAAAAAGUCUCAGAGCGUUCGAUUCUUCAUAGAGGAAACACAUGAAUUGAACAAUGAUAUGAAAACCAUCAUGCUUCACAAUUUGGGGAAAAUUUCUCAUUUUUACACUACCAAGUAUAACAGGUACUGUCUCGAACCUUGUUUGCGAUAUCUUCUAGGAGAUAGAAUUGAUCUAGAUGAUUCAUUGAUGUUGUCUAGUGAGACAAGGCUUCUGAAUGGUAUUGAAGAGCUGGGAGAGAUUUUCGGGGAACCAUUUGAUCGCGCUGGUAGCGCUCAAAUUGAACUGUCUCAGUUGGAUGGUGAAAUGAAAUUUGCUGAAAAUAUUAUCCCAGAUUCUGCGCUAUCUACUGGCAUGACAAAUCCUCUUUUGUUCUCCAAGAAUUCAGAGAAUGACGUUGAGGAUGAAGAAGAUGAUGAUUAUCAUGAUGAAGAUUUAAUUUCAGGAGUAGAUGAUGAUCUCGCAAUUGGAAACGACAUUUUUGGAGAUAUGAAUAAAUUUAAUGAUGAUUCACGGCUCAAGCUUAAGAACAUCAAGCACAAUAUUACUCCACUUCCAAAAGCAUGCAGCGGUGUUUGGGCUCGUUCCGGAAAGCUAGUCUGUUUCUUUGGCUCUGGGAAUGGCCACGUGGAUAAUAAAAGAGAAGUUCUGGAUCAGAAACUAAUAAUGAGUGGAGCAACAACUGUGCCUCAAAAUGAAAAACUUUCUGUCCCAGAACCAAUCAUGGGAUUGCGUAAACUCGACUCAGUUGCUGCAGAUACAAGAGAUUUACCUGGUAUUGUCAAGGCUUUGAGCAGUGAUCCUCUUACUGACGAAGAAAGCUCGCAAUCUUCCGAUGACUACUCUGAUGAUUGGGAAGAAGUUCUACGUGAUGAUAUGAAACAUCAUUGCAACAUUCCAACGACUUUUAAAGAUAGCUUCACUUUGGGAAGAAUGAAGGUGCCUAGGAGCUCCAAAAACUCAUUUACACAAAGAAUGAGCGGAAAGGGUACCACCUCUGUAUCUUCAUUUGUAGAUGACAUUACGCUGAGAUCAACAAAGAAGAACAAACGGGAUAACAAUUACAAGCACUACAUUCGAGUUCAUGACAUGAGCCAUUUAAUUCCUGAUAAACCUGAAUUUGCGAGAGCAUGUCAAGUUUCUGGCCCAAGUAUGAGUACUGUGGCAGCACACAAUAGCAGAGUGACUCAAGAAAAUGGUUUUGAAGAUAUUGCUGAAUGCUGGAAAAUUAUCGAAAUGCUACUCACAACAUCUUAUCAACAGCAAAAUCUUAUUGAGGCAAUGGAAAUGAAUCAAUUCUUUAAUCUCAAUUGGGGCUACCACCCUUUUGGUCAUUCAUGGCUAGUGAAAAUGCUCUUCGAAUACUUUGAGCGGAGAAAUAACUUGCAAAUGCUUGCUAUGAUGGCGUGCGUUUUACAUGAAGGUGAUCAGAAAAAUGAAGCUCAAACUGUAGCUGGUGGAUUGAAUGAGGGAAUUCAAGGAUUGGGUCAUUGCGAGUCUCUUAUAGGCUACAAUGAGGAGUUCGCGAAGAACUCCAUGAGUCAAUCAGUCACCUCAAGAUCAAAUUCUCUUGUGAAUGAAAGAGGAGUCUUUGCCUACAAUCCUAACUUAAUGAGAAAAUCAUACGAUGCUGGUUCUGUUUCUAAUCAUAUCAUGGGCAACAGAGCCACUUCAGAUAGACGAUUGUUGGAUUCUCAAAAAAACGCAAAGAAACUCAAUGUCUUGAAGAAUCAAGGUAAAGUUCAACGGACCCUGAAUCCUAGGCCUACUAGGAAAGAACGCUCGAAACCUACGGUAUCUGUUUCAAUACGAAUGACAAACUCAGCCGAGUUUGAUCUUGGGUAUGGAUCCCAGAAGUCGCGACUCUUAGAUGGUAUCGACGAAGAUUCUAUUUUGAAUUAUAGGCGAAAAUACGCGGAAUUACUUUACUCUUGGGACCUUCCUUAUGAGCGGAUUCAAAUGCUCAAAUUCAAUUUUGAGGGAAGUGAAUUAAGCGAAUCAAUUCCACAUACUCGAGAGUUCUCCUGCUACUACGGUAUUAGAAACAGGAAAGUAUUUGACGAAAAACUGAGCUUGUUGGAUCCAAUUUCUCCUGUACAAACUGCUACCUCCAAUUCGUGGAAUAGUCCAAAAAGAAAUAAGAUUCAGUAUUGUUCACUUUGCAACUUAGUGGCAUCUAAACGAAUUCUCUUCUGUCUCAAUUGUGAGCAUGUCCUACAUUUUGGUUGCGCAGCAAGCUGGUGGAAUAGUGGUGAAGAUGAUGAUCAAACAUGUCCUACAGGUUGUGGAUGCGAUUGUGCCUCCAGCAACUCAGUGUUCAACGAGAUUAAAUCUUUCUAG
This is a messenger RNA of Australozyma saopauloensis, 4278 nucleotides long. RefSeq lists its product as uncharacterized. Lineage: Eukaryota; Fungi; Ascomycota; Pichiomycetes; Serinales; Metschnikowiaceae. The record is from RefSeq and is a predicted model, not a curated record. Gene Ontology annotation, cellular component: Seh1-associated complex; vacuolar membrane. Gene Ontology annotation, biological process: cellular response to amino acid starvation; positive regulation of TORC1 signaling. The transcript has a single exon. Bases 1 to 4278 code for a protein of 1425 amino acids. Gene Ontology annotation, molecular function: signaling adaptor activity; protein binding.